CAUGGAAGUGAUGGAUGUGUGGAGCUGCUUCCACCUGAGACAGUCAUGAGUCAUCCCCCCCCCCCUCCAAAUCCCGAGGAGAGGGCGGCGUGGAAGUCCCAGCCCGUGCCAAGGAGGGCGGGCUGCCUUCGUGCGUGACUGGGGGAGAGAGAGAGAGACAGACACCGAGGCAGAGGCGCAGGUCAGCCUCCUUCUCCAUCUCUCUCUCUCUCUCCCGUUCUUUGCCUCCGAAGCAGCAGCAGCACCGCAGAGAGACGAGGAGGAGGAGGAGGAAGGAAGGAAGGAAGGAGACCGGCAGAGCCGUUGCCCCGAGCCUUCUAAACGCCGCCUCAAGGCAGGGGGACAGGACCCGCCAUGGGGAAGGAGCCCUCCGACAAGAAGGACGCCGGCUGCGACUGCAGGCGCUUCCUCCAGAACAACUGGCUCCUCAUCAGCACCGUCGUGGCCGUGGUCCUGGGCAUUGGACUGGGAGUUGGUGUCCGGGAAUAUGGAAAACUUUCCAAUCUGGACAAAUUUUACUUUGCAUUUCCAGGAGAAGUUCUGAUGAGAAUGCUCAAGCUCAUUAUAUUACCUUUAAUUAUAUCGAGCAUGAUAACAGGUGUUGCUGCUUUGGACUCUGGUGUUUCUGGAAAGAUCGGCUUGCGGGCAGUUGUGUACUACUUUGUCACUACAGUGCUUGCUGUGAUCCUAGGGAUUGUACUAGUUGUGACAAUCAAACCUGGAGUAUCCCAGAAAGCUGAUGAUAUCGAUAGGAUGGGCAGCACACCCGACGUGUCUACAGUGGAUGCCAUGCUAGACUUGGUUAGGAAUAUGUUCCCAGAAAACAUUGUGCAGGCCUGUUUUCAACAGUAUAAGACCAAACGUGUAGAACUACCUGCCACAGAUGGGGGUGGCAAAAAUGGCACUCUCCCCACACCAGACCCAUUCCCAUCCGUAGUGCCAACAGAGACUUCACAGAACAAAACCCAAGAGUAUCGAAUAGUGGGCAUGUAUUCCGAUGGUAUUAAUGUGCUCGGCUUGAUAGUAUUUUGCCUUGUCUUUGGAAUUGUUAUCGGGAAAAUGGGAGAAAAGGGACAAGUGCUGGUGGACUUUUUCAAUGCACUAAACGAUGCCACAAUGUACAUAGUUCAGAUUAUAAUGUGGUAUAUGCCGGUGGGUAUUUUAUUUUUGAUUGCUGGAAAGAUAAUAGAAGUUGAAGACUGGGAAAUCUUUCGCAAAUUGGGUCUUUAUAUGGCUACUGUGCUAAGUGGGCUUGCAAUCCAUUCUGUUAUAGUUCUCCCACUAAUAUACUUAAUCAUAGUCCGGAAGAAUCCGUAUAAGUUUGCCAUGGGAAUGGCUCAGGCACUUUUGACAGCACUCAUGAUUUCCUCAAGUUCAGCUACUUUACCUGUCACCUUCCGCUGUGCAGAAGAAAACAACCGUGUUGACAAGAGAAUUACCCGAUUUGUUUUACCAGUUGGAGCUACAAUCAACAUGGACGGUACUGCACUAUAUGAAGCAGUAGCCGCUGUUUUCAUUGCACAGCUUAAUGACUUAGUACUAGAUAUUGGCCAGAUUGUGACCGUCAGUGUAACAGCGACUGCGGCCAGCGUUGGAGCCGCGGGAGUGCCCCAGGCGGGACUAGUGACCAUGGUGAUUGUCCUGAGUGCGGUUGGGCUUCCUGCUGAAGAUGUUACCCUCAUCAUAGCCGUGGAUUGGCUCCUGGAUCGAUUCAGAACCAUGGUGAAUGUUCUUGGCGACGCCUUUGGGACGGGAAUUGUGGAGAAGCUCUCCAGAGAAGAACUGGAGCAGAUGGACGUCACCUCGGAAGUCAACAUAGCGAACCCCUUUGCCUUGGAAACCAACACGCCUGACAGUGAGGAAACAGAGACCAAGAAAUCCUAUGUGAAUGGAGCUUUUGCCAUAGAUAAAUCUGACACUAUCUCAUUCACCCAAACAUCACAGUUCUGAAGCUGACUGAUGGACGCGGGGCCUACAUUUGAUCAAAGGACAUGGGAAGCCCCACUUUCAACCAUGUUCUGGGUCCCUCGCACUUCUGGCCCCAUAUGCUGUGCUUUCUCUUCUGCCUUGUAUUCAAGCUGGCACACAAAGGGAAGACAUGCAUUUCUCUGUCUCUCAGCCCUCCCCACCCAUCUCUUCAGCUGCAACAACCCAAAGAACACAGCCAUUUUGCUCCUGUUGCGCAAGCUACCAGUGUUUUAUAUGUCUCCACAACUGGGAACAUGGAUGCCCUUUCUCCUCAAUCGUAUUCAACAUGUUCAAAGCUGUGGAGAUUUCUAUAAAGCAGAAAUAUAGGCACACCCUGGGCAUAGAGAACAUAAAUAAGCACACAGAGAACACAGCAUUUGGGGACCCACCAUUGGUGAAACCACACACCAUAAUAAACUGAGAUUACCCAGCCUCUUCUGACAUCAACCAACUCUGAAGGACAUCGUCAUAUAUGAAAUUAUUUAGCAGGCUAAGAGGCUAAGUGAGCUCCUUUGAAUAUGAGGAUCCUAGAUUUUCCCUCAGUUCUUGAGUUUUUCAAGCAUUUGGCAAUUGUGGGCAGACUUAUGAAAAAGAUACACUGUAAAAAUAUGUAUUUCUUAAAAGUUGUAUCAUAUUCCAGAGGAUUCAAGGUGUCUGCUUGCAAUGAGCAUGCUCAUCCAUUGGGACAAUGAAUGGAAGGAUAUGCUGUUUUCAGAAGCAUAACUCUGUUUUCCAUCCAUGGAUUUUUUAAUGCUGCCACUUUUUUUAUUUUACUUCAUCUAGGACAUUUCCCCAUAAAUGUACUAUGUGCCAGAAGAUUAAUUAGUGUAGCUCAUUGGCAAAUAAGAAGAUGAGAAAUGCCCUGCAAUAAGUGUUAAUUUUUCAAAGAGAGUGUAUGUGCUUUUAAAGCAAAUGAUUAUGAAAAAUGGAAGUUAUAAAAAGCUUCAUUAUUACGAUUUUUCCUAUGAUAAAUUAUAUCAAGGAAACAGCAGUAUGUCAGAUACUGUGACUGAACAAUUUUGCUGCAGCUGGAAAUCAUGAAAGCUUUGCUUUCUUCAUUUAUCUAUCACUCUUCAUCUGGAACAUCUUGAAAUCUGCUAGUAUUUAUUAACUCUAGGAAAAAAUAAAAUAGAGGAUGAAACCCAGUGUUUGCAAAGCAUACAUCCAUUCACACAAUAGGCUUUUCCUACCACUUUGUGGUGGCAAAAAUAUGAAUCCUCAGACAAAGAAAUAAACUUUUUAGUCAAAGGGACCUCUGAUUAUCCACCAGUUCCAAUAUAUCUAUCCCUGUAUUGUACAUGUUCAUAGUAUAAUGAUGACAUAAUUCUCAAAUUGGUGAUGUGAGUUUGGUUUCUUUGUCAAAACAUUCCAUAAUGUUCAGCAUUUCAUCUGAUACUUGCAUACUGUUUAAAUAUUCCUCAACCAAAAAUAUACUUUUCUUUUACCUUCCAAAAUUCUUGUUUGCCAUCUCACUUAUAACACAAACUGAACUUCAGAAAACACCUUUUUCUGUAAAUAAGCUUGUGCUAAACUGGAAAAAAGCACUUAAUUACUAUUAAAACCAUAAAAAUUAUGUAGGAUUAGACAAAGUCAGUGUUACACUUUUUCUAUUCAAUAUAUAAGCCAGGAUAUGUGCCAAAGAACUAAAGGGAAAAUGCAUAAAGCAGAUGUUUUGAUAAAUUGCACCUUAAUUUGAAACUGAGACAUAAUACUGUAUGUACGUAAAUAUGAUGAGUUAUAAAUGCAGAGUGCACAAAAAUGUAAAUGUUGAUAUAUGUUUAUAUAAAAUGAAGGAGUGUACAGUGUAAAUCAGUCCUUUAUCUUGGGCACAAUAAUUUUUUAAAAUACAUUUGUACAGCUUUGCUAUUGCCAGAGAAGAAGAAAAAUGUCCCAAAUCAUCAGUGUUUGGCCUUUGAUUUGCAUUUCUCCUUUUUGUAAGCUGUCCCUUCAUCACUGUUCAUAUGAAGCCAGGAUAAGUCUUCAACUUAUCCUAGCUUCAUAUCUGUGUGUAGAUUGCAUCAGGGUACAGGCUCAUCAUAUGGACUUUAUGUUCAGCUGCUAAAAUUAAGGAAGAUGAAUGACAGAGUUUUAAUCCAUUGUGCCCCCAGUAACACAGUGGAUUAAAUCCUUGUUCUGGCAGGACUGCUGACUGACAGGUCGGCGGAUUAAAUCCGGGGAGAGCGAGUUGAGCUCUCUCUGUCAGCUCCAGCCCCCCAUAUAGUGACAUGAGAGAAGCCUCCCACAAGGAUGGUAAAACAUCAAACAUCCAGGCGUACCCUGGGCAACAUCCUUGCAGAGGGCCAAUUCUCUCACACCAGAAGCAACUUGCAGUUUCUGAAGUCACUCCUGGCAUGGAAAAAAAAAUCCAGAGUAGGACUGUAAAACUCAACAUAAUCUAUUAUUGUCAAUUUUAUUAUAAUGAACUCAUUUGUGUUGCAGCGAAUGCUGAUCUCUAAACAGUGAUGGACUGACUAGCCUUGCAGCUUAUGCCACAGACCUGAAAGAGAACCGCUUUGAAAAAGGAGGCUCAGGUUGACUUCUUCAAAUCUGCUUUGGCUGUAGCAAACCCAAGCAAUCGAGUGUAAAGCUCUCAGUGCUAGGUGUGUAAGGAACAGCAGCAGUUUUGUAGUGUCCAUUUUACUAUUGGGUUGAUUGUUUUAGGUGUAGUUACGUUUCUGUGAACUGCUGGGGGGAGGUUCCUUUGGGAAACAAAAGGCAACAUAGAAGUUAAAUCAAUAAUACUGCUAUAUCUGUUAUUCUUCUAGAUUUCUCAUGGUUAUGCCCAUGUGGAAUAAAUCGUGUACAGCAGCAUGAGCUAUGAUCAGCACGUAUUUUCAUUCUUCCUACUACUUGAGGUACUACAAAAGUAUAUGCAGUGGGUCACACGUCUACAUUGGCUCUGUUCUAAAGAAGCAUGCAGCAAGACCCGUGUACCCGCCGUUAUUAUUAUUCCUUUCCUCAACAGCAGCAUCCCAGGGGUGUAAUGGAAACUGCUGCCUUUUGGAGCAAAACAGUUCCCACGGAGAGGGCAGGAAGCUCAGGUGCUUGAGCAUAAGCACAAUGCAGGUGCAUGCGGGGGCUCCCUGAAAUAACUGGAAAAAACACUUUCAGAUUACUGAUUAAUGCUCCAACCUUGGCCAGAAAUCAAAUACAUGGGAUCUGAUCCCAAGUCUUCAGAGAAAUGUAUGCAGAGACAAAUGUGCAAUUAUCAUUCAUCUCCACUGGAGAUGGUUUUAUUACAUAUUAUUUCAAGCAGUAUCGUAUUUGUCAUUUACGCACAAAGACCUGCAGAGUCGAGCUAUGAAUUUUCCACUGGGAACAGAGUGUAUCUAUAGUUUGGCAUUUAGUUAUCCCCUUGAUAGCUAAGAUGUAUUAAUAGUUCUAUUCAAAACAUUAAAAGCAUAUCCCGUUUGUGUACA
Messenger RNA from Anolis sagrei ordinatus, 5387 nucleotides. RefSeq names its product solute carrier family 1 member 1 (gene SLC1A1). The record is from RefSeq and is a predicted model, not a curated record. Gene Ontology annotation, molecular function: L-glutamate transmembrane transporter activity; glutamate:sodium symporter activity; L-cysteine transmembrane transporter activity. NCBI's taxonomy places the organism in Eukaryota, Metazoa, Chordata, Lepidosauria, Squamata, Anolidae. Gene Ontology annotation, cellular component: plasma membrane. Gene Ontology annotation, biological process: L-glutamate transmembrane transport.